Mycotypha africana is the source of this 354-nucleotide messenger RNA. RefSeq lists its product as uncharacterized. The transcript is spliced from 2 exons. Lineage: Eukaryota; Fungi; Mucoromycota; Mucoromycetes; Mucorales; Mycotyphaceae. The annotation marks the transcript as partial. The record is from RefSeq and is a predicted model, not a curated record.
GAAGAGCAGAAACGGAUACUGGAACAGAAUGAAAAAAUCAAGACACAGAUCGAUGCUUCGAUCAGUAUGGCACGAUCGAAGGUACAUUCUUGGUUAGGUUCAUCGUCGUUGGGAGAUGCAUCAGGUGACGAUGAGGAAGUGAACGAGUCUAUUCUUGCGAGUUAUUCUACUGGAAGACCGGAUAGACUUGGUUUGGGUGCCAAGUUCAUAUCCCACAAGGAAGCCAUGCGACAUCACCAUGGCAGUAGUGAGAAUGACAAGAGUAGUAGUAGUAGUAGUAGUCGAGUGUCCACGAAACAAGAAAUGAUGUUGAAGAACAAGAUAUUGCGUCAGAAUAGUCGAUCCCAUCGAGAU